AACAAUCAAGAGUGCUAGUUUGGUAUAUCCAGACGUCUUCAUCGCGACCCCGCAGCGCCGGCCGCUAAAAUAACCCAAUCAGGGCCCCGGUUCCACCCCGUCACCAUCCGCCGGAUCAUGGGCCUCAGGAAACAUCACCACUUACAGCACAUGGCGUCUCGAGUAUCACAGCGCAUCUUCCAAAGACUUAGCAACCGCAUUCUCAUCACCUCAUCUCUUACCCCCUCUGCUUUUUGCAAUACAAUAUAUAUACCCCGCCAUCACCACCAUCAGACACAACAACCAAUGCCCCUCUCCCCUCCCCCGCUUCAAAUCCUCACACCCCCUCCCCCACCAUCUACCCCAAAGCCAAAAACCCUCUUCAUCCUUGACUCCUCUUUCAACCCCCCAACAACCGCGCACCUGCAUCUCGCGCGCUCAGCACUUUUCUCACGGGAUGAGGGGAGGUACCCACAUCCACGGCGCGAGUUACUCUUGCUAGCGACGGCGAACGCAGAUAAACCCAAUGUCGAAGCGGGGCGGGAGGAUAGGGUGACGAUGAUGCGAGUCUUGGCUGGGGAUGUGGUUGGGAACCAGGGCGCGAGGGAGGAAAAGGAGGGGGAGGGUGUCGACAUAGCCCUCACGCCCCACGCGCUCUUCAUCGACAAAGCGCGCGUUAUCGCAGAAGAACCGACGUAUGAGGGUGUGAAGAAAGUCUUCAUCCUCGGUUUCGACACGCUCAAACGGCUGCUGGAGGUGCGGUACUACAAUCCUCCUAGUUUAUCGGGGUUAGGACCACUGUUUGAGGGGGGCGUGAGGGUGCAUUUGCGCGCUGGGGGGGAGGAGGAAGAGGGGGAGCAGAAGAGGUGGAUUGAGAGUCUGGGGGGAGAGGGGGGGAGAUGGAGAGGAAUGGGGGGAGGAGGGGAUGGGUGGGGGGAUGGAGGUGGUGGAAGCUAG
This is a messenger RNA of Pseudogymnoascus destructans, 936 nucleotides long. RefSeq lists its product as uncharacterized. Gene Ontology annotation, cellular component: nucleus; cytoplasm. NCBI's taxonomy places the organism in Eukaryota, Fungi, Ascomycota, Leotiomycetes, Thelebolales, Thelebolaceae. The transcript has a single exon. The record is from RefSeq and is a predicted model, not a curated record. Bases 118 to 936 code for a protein of 272 amino acids. Gene Ontology annotation, molecular function: ATP hydrolysis activity; nicotinamide-nucleotide adenylyltransferase activity.